UUGAUCAUGCCUGAUCCAGCCAAGUCCGCUCCAGCCGCGAAGAAAGGCUCCAAGAAAGCGGUGACCAAGACCCAGAAGAAAGAUGGGAAGAAGCGCAGGAAGACAAGGAAGGAGAGUUACGCCAUUUACGUGUACAAGGUGCUGAAGCAGGUGCACCCCGAUACCGGCAUCUCCUCCAAGGCCAUGAGCAUCAUGAACUCCUUUGUCAACGAUGUGUUUGAGCGCAUCGCAGGGGAAGCCUCCCGCCUGGCUCAUUACAACAAGCGCUCCACCAUCACCUCCCGGGAGAUCCAGACCGCGGUCCGCCUGCUGCUGCCUGGGGAGCUGGCCAAGCACGCCGUGUCCGAGGGCACCAAGGCUGUCACCAAGUACACCAGCGCCAAGUAACUGCUGCCCCAUCUCCUGCCCUACUCCCGGCAACACAAAGGCUCUUCUAAGGGCC
This is a messenger RNA of Xenopus tropicalis (tropical clawed frog), 442 nucleotides long. RefSeq names its product histone H2B 1.1-like. Lineage: Eukaryota; Metazoa; Chordata; Amphibia; Anura; Pipidae. The record is from RefSeq and is marked provisional.